GUCAAAGCACGGUCCUCCCUGCCACCCGUCCUCCCCCCUGCCUCCUCCCUCCUGGACAUUCCUGCCUCGUCGCUGCCAUGAUUUGCUGAGCAACUCGACACUCCGCUGCUCCAGAGAUGCGUGUGUGGAGGAGACGGUCCCGGUGCGAGCUGGAGGAGUAACGGAACCGACACAACCGGACCUGAACGGGAUCCCUCUAAUCCGCCUCCGCGUCCACAUCUCUCAGGGGUGGGACGUUGGCGCACCUUGCCCCCCGAAGCCUGCGCUGUUUUGCGGGUUAACCAAGUCCUCCUCUCCGCCUGCUUCUCCUCCACCUCCGACACGCUUCACGUUCCUCCCGUCGCUGCGCACUUCCGAGCCCGGUUCUAAUGGAGGGCCCGGAGCGGACUUCGGAUCAGAAUAAUGCGCUCUGCUGCUGAUUCGCCCGACGCACCGCAGCUUUUGAGCUCCUGGGAGACGAAAGGUUUUCUAAACAAACAGGGAUUUACGCUUCUGGCAACACGGCUGCUGGUAGGGGUCAAAGGGCACCAUGGACAGUGGCCUAAGGGUCCUCCUGUCCACUGUGCUGUGUCUCAGCCAGUCGCUGCUCAUCAGCUGCUCGUUUCAGUAUCCCUCUUUUCUCUCUGAGCCAACCUCUGUGGUCCAGAGUACAGGUUCUGUGGCUCAUCUGCAAUGCUCAGCGAGUCCUUCGUCCGCCGUGGUUUCCUGGCUCUUCCAAGGCCUUCCCCUGGACCAGGGCGCGCUAACUGGCGUGGAAUUCAAACAGGACUCCCUUAUAAUCUCCAACCUUACAUCCAGGCACGCUGGCGUCUAUCAGUGCGUGGCACGCUCAGGCCACGGGUCGGCUGUUGUCAGCCGCCUCGCCCGUGUCGCCAUAGCAGAAAUAGCAGAAUAUGAAGAUGUCCGACGGCAGAUGUUAUCGGUACAGGAAGGAAGCACGGUUCUCAUAGAGUGUCCUCUGCCGCACAGCGUCCCCCCAGCUCGUCCCAGAUUCAGGGUCCGAGGGGACUGGAUCGAAGAAUCAACAGAUAAUUAUUUAGUCCUUCCAUCUGGAAACCUGCAGAUCAUCUCUGCCUCUGCGCAGCACCAGGGCAUGUACAAGUGUGGAGCAGUCAACCCUGUUACUGAUCAAGUAGUGGUACGGUCUCAUGGCACGAAGCUGUCAGUCAAACAUUCAGACUCAUCCUCCUCGGUCCACAUAGUGUAUCCCGUCGCUCCGGCGACGGUUUCCGCGGUGCUCUCCCAGCCGCUGACGCUAGAGUGCGUCGUGUCUGGGAGUCCUGCACCUGCGGCCAAGUGGUUCAAGAACGGUAAAGAGGUCAGAUUUGGGCCUUCUCACCAGCGACGGCUCAACAACCUGGCUUUUGUUGGCGUGAUGAGGAGCGAUGAAGGACGGUACAGCUGCAUGGUGGAGACAGAGCAGCGGAAGGUGAUCAGCCCUGGUUACACUCUGAAAGUUCUCGAGCCUCCUCUUGUCGAGGGCGGUCUGGGUGACCAGCUCAUCUCCGUGGGCUCCUCUGCUCGUUUUACCUGCACAGCGAGAGGAAACCCCGCCCCCAGCAUCACCUGGCUGUUCAACGCCAACCCAAUCACCCCAUCGCAACGCUUUCAGGUUUCUGGAGUCACGCUUGUCAUCACGAACGUGACGUCGCAGGAUGGAGGAGUGUAUCAGUGUCUUCUGGACAACGAGGUCGGCUCGGCACAGUCCCACGGGAUACUCCGAACCCAGCCGGAUCUACAUCUGGGCUCUACCGCCGGUGUGCCGCUGGAGGCUUCGCCAUCACUCCAUCCGAUUCAGAGCGACGAGAGCUUCCUGACCGACGACGACGGCGAUGCUUUCAACCUACCGGCCGACCGGAGCGGCGACCGUCCCACUCCGGAGGCGCCGAUCAUCAUCAGCUCGCCGCAGACUCACAAACCCGACGUGUACGACCUGGAGUGGAGGGCGGGCCGUGACAGCGGCAGCCCCAUAAACGCCUAUUUUGUCAAAUAUCGGAAGAUUGAUGACAUGGGAACGGUGGUGGGAAACUGGCAAACGGUUAGAGUUCCAGGCAGCGAGAAAACGCUGCGUCUGUCAGAGCUCGAGCCUUCCAGCCUGUACGAGGUUCUGAUGGUGGCUCGGAGUUCCGCCGGUGAGGGUCAACCGGCCAUGCUGACAUUCCGCACCGGAAAAGAAAAGAACACCUCCUCCAGCAAUAAGAACACUUCCAAGCCCGCCACCGUUCCCAUCUCGCCCAAAGUUGUGGAGCCGUCGAGAACGAAUUACGGAGUCAUCCAACACGACCGAGGUGUGAAGAACUGGCACAUGAUUGGAUAUCUGCAGCCAGAGACCUCCUACGAUAUCAAAAUGCAGUGCUUUAACGGUGGGGGGCAGAGCGAUUACAGCAACGUCAUGAUCUGUGAAACCAGAGCUCGCCAGUCUCCCGGGUCUCCCAGUCAGCACCCCUUCACCCCUCCUGGACCCCACCUCCCUGAGCCCUCCAGCUCACCUGGCGGACUGCUCUAUCUGAUUGUGGGCUGUGUUUUGGUGGUGAUGGUGCUCAUCCUGCUGUCUUUCAUCGCCAUGUGUCUGUGGAGGAAUCGCCAGCAGAACAACACGAACAAGUUUGACCCUCCUGGCUACCUGUACCAGCCUGCAGAGUUGAACGGUCACGUCCUUGAAUACACCACGCUGGCGCCGGGCAGCAGCCGUGCCAAUGGGAGCAUCCAUGGUAGCUACGGGCACAGUGGCCAGAUGUUACCCCAGGGGUGCCACCACCUCCACCACAAACUACCCAACGGCUUGGCGCUGCUUAACGGCUCCGGCGGUUUAUUCUCACCCGGCCACCCACACGGCCACGAAGGCGCGCUGCCCUGUAGCGCCCAUGACUGCGAGCACUCGCACCCUCACCACCACUUAAACGGCGGAGGCGCAUACACGGCUCUUCCUCAGACGGAGAACUCUGACUGCAUGAGCUGUCAGAACCUGUGCAACAACAACAGAUGUCACAACAAGACCAACGGCACUUUCCCCAAUGGCACGCUGCCUUUGAUGCACCGAGUGGCACCCUGCCAGCAGGAUGGGAUGGAGAUGGUCCCUCUGGGCCAGGUUUCACCUCAGUGUCGAGGCUCCGACCCAGAGGCUGACAGAGGGUACCAACCAAAUGAGCUCCAGGGGUCCUUGCCCUCACAACGUUCCUUCUGUUUGAUUCAGAACAACGAAAACUCCCCAGGGGAUAGCACUGCUGAAGAGGAGCCGGAGUGCGUGGAGGUGGAGGAGCGUGUGGUGUCCUGGGUCAGCCUCGGACUGCCAGACUUAGACUGCGACAAGAAGCCUGGGUGGAUCUGCAGCGGCAGCCUGGCAGUAGAGCUGAUUCAGCCCGGCCCACAGGAGGCCUGAACGUAGCCCACACGCAAGCACACUCCCCAGCCUCGGGGAGAGGAACCGGGCCCAGCGAGAUGGAGGAGGAGGAAGGAGCGCAGUGGAAGGAGGAAGACGGGGAUAGUCAGAGACACUGCUUAUUAAAGGACACAGAAGUGUUGGACCGAGACGCAACAAUAAAAGACUUGAGAGCAAAAGACAGACGGAGGAAAAACUUUUAGCACGAUGGAGGGAAAACGCUCAUAAAACAUCAAGAACUCUUUAGAUGACUUAUUUAUUUUUUGUAGUAGUAAAAUAUUAUUUCAUAUGAAUGUAUCUGUUUAAAAGAAAAAAGUUUGUCUUUUAUAUUAUUUAUGCCUUUUGGAUGAGAAAUACUUUUUAUUUUUUUGUCGUUUUGUCCCUCUGAUCCACUGGAGGGGGGAGAUUAGUCUGUAAAGUUUUGUAAUAUAAAAAAGAAGAUAUGGAAGACAAAAACCAA
Messenger RNA from Nothobranchius furzeri (turquoise killifish), 3839 nucleotides. Lineage: Eukaryota; Metazoa; Chordata; Actinopteri; Cyprinodontiformes; Nothobranchiidae. The record is from RefSeq and is a predicted model, not a curated record.